Nothobranchius furzeri (turquoise killifish) is the source of this 1592-nucleotide messenger RNA. RefSeq names its product ALK and LTK ligand 2b (gene alkal2b). The record is from RefSeq and is a predicted model, not a curated record. Gene Ontology annotation, biological process: positive regulation of ERK1 and ERK2 cascade; positive regulation of ERK5 cascade. NCBI's taxonomy places the organism in Eukaryota, Metazoa, Chordata, Actinopteri, Cyprinodontiformes, Nothobranchiidae. Gene Ontology annotation, molecular function: receptor signaling protein tyrosine kinase activator activity; receptor tyrosine kinase binding.
CUUUGGAGAACAUAAGAAGCUCUGGGAACGAGUCAGAGUAGUUUCUUGUCACCUCCGCUAAGAGGAGGUGCUGCACCGCCUUCUGAACAAACUCCGUCAACUCUGCAUCUUCUGUUGUGCGUGCAUGGGUUUAUGCGCGUGCACGGCCCACACACGCACACAUUCCCUCCCGCUCUUUAUUUCCGCGAUCCGGUGGAGUUGCUCGUGAGAACACCAGAGGAUUGUUUCUUUUCAGAGAGGAAGAGGAGCUGAAGGAAAGCGCGAAGGUUGUGAUCAUCCUGAAGCAUCAGUCAGAGCUGCAGGUUCUCCAGGUAGAGCAUGACCCCUUCCUGCUGCCUGCAGCCUGCUGCGGGUCAGCCCAGCUGUUUGUGAUGAUGAUGCUGAUGGUGGUGGUGAUGGUGGUAUUUGAUCGGCUCCACGCGCUCCGUCAGCUCUAAGAUGUCACCGAACGACAGAGCGCGCAAGAUCAAAACUAACCCGGGAUAACAGCUCCAAGAGACGCGACAGAAACCGAGAAGUUCGCAUCAGGUUCCUCCUCGAGACGAACCGGGAAGAGACCGGUGCGCCGGGGAGAAGAGGCGCUCCGAGCCGAAAGGGGAGAGGGGAGACCUCAUCUUGAGUCCGUUCAUCUCCAUCGGGAUGCUGCUCCCGCGGCUCCUCCUCCCGCUCCUCCCCCUCCUCCUCAUGCCUCCGGGGCCCUGCUACGCUGCGACCGAGCAGCGAAGCUCCAGGACCCGGUCUGAGGGCCGCGGGGCUGGCCGAAGACGGAUGGAGUCGCUUGGGUUCACCGGAUACACAGCACCAUUGAGGACGAGCAGGUCGAAACCCGAGGGUCAAUUUGGAGAUCCGAAAUACAAAGAAAUGUUCUUCGCACACCUGACAGGUCCUCUUUCCAUUAAACCUCAGUGCCAGAAACAGUUCAACCGACUCUACCACAACACCCGGGACUGCACAGUUCCUGCCUAUUUUAGGAGAUGUGUUCGUAUGCUGACUCAACUGGCCAAUAGCCCUUGCUGUGCUAAGAAAAAAAACACACAAGAGUUGACUCUGGACAGGAAGUGCUGGCUACGGGACAGGAAGUGAGGCUCCUGAUCCAGGUUUUUCCUGUCUUAAGGACCACUUGAGGAUGUUUCCCUCCCAACAGAACGCUGACGUUGGUCUAAAACCAAAGAUAAAACUGUUUCCAACAAUCAGAUAAUCGUCAUCUCGUCUGGAUUGACUCUUAAAUCUGCAAACUUCAUCAGAAACAUCUGGCCUACUCUCACCUGGACUCUCCUGGUAUCACAUGGAAUAAGUCUGUCUUCCAACUCAUCCUUCAUACUCACAAACAGUACAUCUUCACUCCUGUUAGUGCAGAUUAUGUGGGUAUUUUUUGUGUCCUGCUUCAGUCUUUCACUGGACUCUGAAGAAGCACCAGGAACCAAAUCUUGAGACUCUAAACAAGAUGUUUUGGUUUCUGAUGGUGGACUGGAGAACCAUGGCUGGAGGACACAACCCCUGAAUGUAUUUAAUGGUUAUUGUUGUAAUAAAGAAAGAUAAUCUGGUAUAUUUAUAAUGUUGAGAUGAAGCAGGAAUAAAACCUGUUUGAUAUA